AUAGCGACAACGGCAUCCGAGGCCGCCAUGAUCCCACCGCCGGACUCGCUGCUGCGGUACAACCCGCCGAUGCUCGUCUCCCGCCGCACGGAGAAGCGCUCCCCCGGGACCCCACCGCUGCAGGCGAGCCGCUCGGCGCCGCCCGCCCCGACAGGACCCGUCCCGCCGCCCAGCACGGCCGCCGCGGCCGGGAAGCAGACGCAGGAGCUCCUCAACGCCAUCCUGCCGCCGCGGGAAUGGACGGAGGACAACAAGCUGUGGGUGCAGGAGGUGUCCAGCACGCCCAGCACCCGCCUGGACGUCGUUCACCUGCAGGAGCAGCUGGACCUGCGGCUGCAGCAGAGGCAGGCGCGGGAGACCGGCAUCUGCCCCGUGCGCAGGGAGCUCUACUCGCAGUGCUUCGAUGAACUGAUCCGAGAAGUCACGAUCAACUGUGCUGAGCGAGGACUGCUGCUGCUGCGGGUCAGGGAUGAAAUCCAGAUGACCAUGGCUGCUUACCAGACGCUGUACGAGAGCAGUGUUGCGUUUGGCAUGAGGAAGGCACUGCAAUCUGAGCACGGCAAAUCUGACAUGAUAAAAAGAAUUGCAGAGCUAGAAGAGGAAAAGCGGGAGCUGGAAGCACAAGUGAGUGACCAGAAAGCUAAAUGUGAAGCUAUUGAAAAACGGGAAAAUGAAAGGAGGCAGAUAGAAGAAAAGAAACACACUGAAGAGGUGCAGCUCCUGAAAAGAACCAAUCAGCAGCUGAAGGCACAACUGGAAAGCAUCAUUGCACCAAAUAAGUAGAUUUUGUUCUUAUCCUCCAGGCAGCAUUCAGAAGAGCUGUCAGAGCAAGAAGUUUGCAAUUAGUAACAAAGAGUUGUCUUUGUAAAACAAGCUUGAAUUUUCACUUACCGGUAACUGAAGCAGCACAGUUGUGUUCUGUCCUUCUUUGUCUCUUGAAGAGUUGAAUUUCAAGAGCUUCAUUAAUUACUGCACCCUUUUUCAGUGCUGUCUCAGCAUUCAGCUCUUUGAACAGCAAGCAUGGCUGGGACUUGCCUGCUGGUAACAUGCUACAUGACCUUCAAAGCAAUAAACAUUUCUAUAUGCA
This is a messenger RNA of Neopsephotus bourkii (Bourke's parrot), 1087 nucleotides long. It is a transcript of the gene DNALI1, whose product is annotated as dynein axonemal light intermediate chain 1. Gene Ontology annotation, cellular component: filopodium; axoneme. The record is from RefSeq and is a predicted model, not a curated record. The transcript is spliced from 6 exons. The coding region runs from base 28 to 783 and encodes 251 amino acids. NCBI's taxonomy places the organism in Eukaryota, Metazoa, Chordata, Aves, Psittaciformes, Psittacidae. Gene Ontology annotation, molecular function: dynein heavy chain binding.